Molecule: messenger RNA, 1588 nt
Organism: Daucus carota subsp. sativus
Lineage: Eukaryota; Viridiplantae; Streptophyta; Magnoliopsida; Apiales; Apiaceae
Product: hydroquinone glucosyltransferase
Exons: 1
Coding region: 67-1461 (464 amino acids)
Molecular function (GO): UDP-glycosyltransferase activity
Source: RefSeq, a predicted model, not a curated record
UGUUUCAUUCACACAAAUACAUUACCAUUCUCCUCUCAUUUCACAAUAUUCAGCUGCAAAUUUGCAAUGGCGAGAGCCUCUCACAUAGCCAUUUUCCCCACCCCUGGAAUGGGUCAUCUCAUUCCCCUCGUCCAGUUUGCUAAACGACUCAUAACCCUUCACAAAUUCACCGCAACUUUUAUUGUACCUACUGAUGGACCUCUUUCUAAAGCUCAACAAAAAUUUCUCGACUCGUUGCCUAAUGGUUUAGACUAUGUUGUUCUUCCCCCUGUUAAUGUUGAUGAUUUGCCCAAUGAUGUUAUGAUCGAAACACGAAUGUCGAUUUUGAUCUCGAGGUCUUUGCCUUCGCUUCGUGACGAGUUUGAAUCGUUACAUGCAACCAAGAAGUUGGCGAGCUUUGUUGUUGAUCUUUUUGGCACGGAUGCACUUGAUGUUGCUAUUGAAUUUAAGGUGUCACCUUAUAUAUUUUUUCCUUCAACUGCUAUGGGCUUGUCAUUGUUUUGUUAUCUGCCUAAGCUUGAUGAAAUGACGAGUUGUGAGUAUAGAGACUUGCCGGACCCGGUUCAGAUUCCCGGGUGUAUUCCGGUUCAUGGGAGGGAUCUGCUGGACCCGGUUCAGGAUAGGAGGAAUGAGGCUUAUAAGUGGGUGCUUCAUCAUGCAAGGAGGUAUAGUUUGGCUGAAGGGGUCAUGGUGAAUAGCUUCAUGGACUUGGAGGGGGGAGCUAUUAAAGCUUUACAGGAAUUGGGUAGGCCGCCGGUUUACCCGGUUGGACCGCUCAUUCAGAGGGAUCAGUUAAGUACUGGUGCUGAUGGGUUGGAUUGUUUAAGGUGGUUGGAUGGUCAGCCUUGUGGUUCUGUUUUAUUUGUCUCUUUUGGUAGUGGGGGAACUCUGACGGCUAAUCAGAUCACUGAGUUGGCCUUGGGAUUGGAAAUGAGUGAGCAAAGAUUCUUAUGGGUUAUUAGAAGUCCUAAUGAUGAUUCUGCCAAUGCAGCUUUCUUUGAGAGCUAUAGUAAAAAAGACCCACUUGAUUUCUUACCACAAGGGUUCAUUGAGAGAACCAAAGGCCAUGGUCUAGUGGUGCCUGAUUGGGCUCCUCAGGCUCAAAUACUUAGUCAUGGCUCAACUGGUGGCUUCUUGACUCAUUGUGGCUGGAACUCGAUUCUGGAGACUGUGACGAAUGGGGUGCCUGUGAUUGCGUGGCCACUCUAUGCAGAGCAGAAGAUGAAUGCUGUAAUGCUGAAUGAAGAUCUUAAAGUUGCAUUGAGGGCACAAGUUGGGGAGAAUGGUAUGGUGGGACGCGUUGAAAUCGCGACGCUUGUGAAGGGAUUGAUGGAAGGAGAAGAAGGCAAGGGUCUUCGGACCAGGAUGAGAGACCUGAAAGAUGCAGCUGUCAAGGUUCUUGGUGAAGAAGGGUCAUCAACAAAAGGCCUGGCUCAAGUAGUUAGCAAAUGGUGCAGUUAAGGUUAUCAUUCAGAUAGUGCUCAUGUUCUGUUUCUUAUCUUGUUCUUUAGAAUUUCUUUAGUUUGUUCCCCUGCUGCUAGAUGUUUUACAUGCUUGGCCUAUUUUUAUUUAAGUGGAUUUCAAACCA